AUGAAGAUUAAGUUGGUCUUUAGGGGCUUUACGUUGCAUGUUUGUAGUGUUUAUGCGCCGCAAAUGGGCGUGAAAGAGGAGGUGAAGGCGAGAUUUUGGGAAGAUUUGGACGAGGUAGUGAGAAGCGUGCCUAGCGCGGAGAAGAUCGUCAUAGCAGGGGACUUCAAUGGACACAUUGGGAUCCUACCUGGAGGUUAUGAUGAUGUGUAUGGUGGUUUUGGCUUCGGUGUUAGAAAUGGCAAGGGAGCGGCCGUGUUGGAUUUUGCGAGAGCCUUUGAGCUGGUGGUUGUGAACUUGAGUUUCCCGAAGAAGGAGGAUCACCUAAUUACCUUUCGGAGCACGAAAGCCAAGACUCAGAUUGACUUUCUGCUGCUUAGAAAGGGGGAUAGGGUGCUAUGUAAGAAGAGUCGUGACCUAGCUCAAGUGAAGUGCAUUAAGGGGGAGGAUAGUAGUGUUCUGGUGGAGAAUGCUCACAUUAAGAAGAGCUGGCAGGACUACUUUCAUAGACUUUUGAAUGAGGAAGGGAAUAGAGGCAUUGAGCUAGGGAAGCUGGAGCAUUCGGAGAAAAGCCGUGAUUUCAGCUACUGCAGGCGUUUUAAGGUAGAGGAGGUCAAAGAGGCUAUUUGUAAUAUGCAGAGGGGUAGGGUGACGGGGCCGGAUGAGAUUUCAGUAGAUUUUUGGAAGUAUGCGAGAGGGGCAGGGCUUGGGUGGUUGACGGAUUUGUUUAACAGUAUUUUCAAGACUGCGAGAAUGCCUGAGGCUUGGAGAUGA
Molecule: messenger RNA, 771 nt
Organism: Capsicum annuum
Lineage: Eukaryota; Viridiplantae; Streptophyta; Magnoliopsida; Solanales; Solanaceae
Product: craniofacial development protein 2-like
Exons: 2
Coding region: 1-771 (256 amino acids)
Biological process (GO): chromatin remodeling
Cellular component (GO): nucleus
Source: RefSeq, a predicted model, not a curated record